Fulmarus glacialis (Northern fulmar) is the source of this 1037-nucleotide messenger RNA. Its product is annotated as E3 ubiquitin-protein ligase RNF128-like. Lineage: Eukaryota; Metazoa; Chordata; Aves; Procellariiformes; Procellariidae. Bases 1 to 960 code for a protein of 319 amino acids. The transcript has 8 exons. The record is from RefSeq and is a predicted model, not a curated record.
AUGGUGGCACUGGAUGCUCUAGCCCUUCUGGAGACAGUGGUAAAGGUAGCCCUGCUCAUUAAAGAACAAUUUUUGUGCAACUACAACUCCCGCCGUUGCUAUAUAAUUACUGUACUGUUUCCUUUCCUUACCCUUCCAGUGACUUCUGUGAAACUGUUUCUUUUCAAUAUUAAAAGUGCUGAAAGCAUCGUUGCAAUUAUGAUUGGCAACCUGAAAGGCAUGGAGAUCUUACACCGGAUUGAGAGUGGCAUGAAAGUGACUAUGGUUAUCGAAGUGGGGAAAAAGCAUGGUCCUUGGAUGAAUCAGUACUCCAUCUUCUUCAUCUCGGUGUCGUUUUUCAUUGUCACGGCAGCAACCAUGGGCUACUUUAUUUUUUAUUCUGCUCGGAGACUGAGGAUCGCAAGGGCCCAGUCCAGGAAUCAGCGACAACUAAAGGCCAGGGCUAAGAAGGCCAUUGAACAGUUACAGCUGCGCACCCUGAAGCAAGGGGACAAGGAAACCGGUCCCGAUGGAGAUAGCUGUGUUGUGUGCAUUGAGCUGUACAAGCCGAACGAAGUAGUGCGUAUUCUGACUUGCAACCAUCUCUUCCACAAGAACUGUAUUGACCCCUGGCUUCUGGAACACAGGACAUGCCCGAUGUGCAAAUGUGACAUACUCAAAGUUUUGGGUGUUGAGGUGGAUGGAGAAAAAGGGGCCGAGUCUGUGCAAGCCACAGUAUCCACUGGGACAUCAAAUGUCUCUACAGUUAAUGAAGAGGAUAAUCAUAGUGAAACAGCAUCAUCUGGAUAUGCUUCUGUACAAGGAGCGGAUGAAUCUGUUCUGGAGGAACAUGCACCAUCAGAAAAUGACAACAUGCAUCUUGUAAACAAUGAAUCCCAGUCAGUUGGGAAUGUCCUUCCACACGUUGACAACCCAAGCUUUGAGGCAGACGAAACACAAGUUCGUGAAGUCAGGUCCUAAGAACAUGCCCGGCAACAGAGUGUAAGCCUUCUGCAAGGAGCUGCCUACUGCCAUCGUGUGUAACAAACAUUGCAAGA